Molecule: messenger RNA, 981 nt
Organism: Caenorhabditis remanei
Lineage: Eukaryota; Metazoa; Nematoda; Chromadorea; Rhabditida; Rhabditidae
Exons: 1
Coding region: 1-981 (326 amino acids)
Source: RefSeq, a predicted model, not a curated record
AUGGAUGAAAAUAAUAUCCCGCAGUCGUUUUCCAUCAUUAUGCAGAGGGACCAACCAAUCAGCGUUGAAGCUCAAAACUCGCUCUGUGACGAAGUCAGAGAGAAUCAUGCAUUGUUUGGAAGAAACUUUCUGAAUAUGUUUCGCCAGAAGUUGGAAGAUGAGGAUCUUGAAGUUUCCAAUGAAACCUUUCUUGUGGAGCCGGAUUUGGAGAGGCUGAUAGAGCGCUUCCGGAGAAUUAUACAGAAUAGGAGCGCGUCCACAACUGUUUAUCAUUUCAAAUGGUAUUUUAUUCGAGCGAAAGUUAUUUGCGAGAGAAAAAAAGAACAAAUUCUGAAGUAUAAAAAAACGGAGGACAAAAAGGAUUGGGUUAAAUGGCACCGAGAUCUUAUGGACCAGUGCAGGAGUCUCAAACAAAAGUUUCCUUAUCAUUUCGGUAUCCUGUUGAGUUCAUUCUUGAAUCCACUAGACAGGCCUUUGAUGGAUGGAAAAUUUAGAGUAAGAAUUCUGAAGCGAGGCGAGGAUGCUAAGGAAUUGGAAGUUGAAGAUUGGGCUGUUGUGGAACAACGACUCGAAGACUAUAAGAAUAACAAAUACAUUGGAUACAUGUUGGGUAUAUUCGAUUAUUGGCUUCAAGAAGCCGAGGCCGGAUUGAUCCAUUUCUUGGAAGAAUUCCCACUUCUGCGUGUGGAACAACCCAAGAACCAAAUGAAAAAUUUGACAACAUCAGCUAUACCUUCUUCACCACCUCCUUCGUGUUUGUGGCACUUGCAACGAUUAGAUAAUCAUAUACGGCCGUUACCAUUCGAAAAUGUAUAUGACGACGAAAUGAGAACGAGACUCGAUUUUGUGGACUUGGGACCUAACAUACGACGACCUGAAAAGAAGACUAAAUUGGAAAAAACUUCAAUUCCGAGCGACCGUUCAUUGGGUGCAUUCCCAACUCGUUGCAAGGGAUUUGCUGAGCGUAAGUUGACGUCGUGA